CCAUGCCAAGCCCAAAGACAAUGCCAAAACUGAAACUAGCCCAUCUUCCUCGCGAAUGGGGACACCAUUCAUCUCCUGAACAAGGAUGACCAGAAGAGUGCGGUGAAAAGAGGAGCCAAAAACCCUUGAAAGAUAUUUUCCCGCAAAACCAAACUCCCCACCGCAUUCACAGUAUCGGCACCUCUAAAACUCACCGUUUCAUGGCCAUUCACUGCCACAAAGUCUAAAUCUAAAUCACAGCAAGACCAAAAUUUUCAACUUCCAACAAUGGCUCUAGAGCAAACACUAGCAUUAUCAUCAACAGCUAACCUAUUUUUUUCCAUUCCAAAAAGCCCUCUCACAAACAUCAAAAUCCCUACUUUACCCCUAAGCCCCCUCUCCUCCUCCUCUAAGAAGUCCCUCCCCAAACGCAGCUUGAAAUGCUCCAUUGACUACAGAGACAACCACUACAGUCAAACGGUUACGCAUGCUAAACCGGCUGAGAUUCAAUGGAACAAGGAGCUCUGUAACUCGGUGCACCUCAUCGGCAUCGUUGGGAUCCCUGUAGAAAUCAAGCACCUCCCCUCCGGCAAGGUAGUCGCUUGGACUCGACUUGCUGUCAAGAAAUCUGCAACCGACACCUCCUGGAUCAAUUUGACUUUCUGGGAUGAGUUGGCCCAAGUUGUUUCUCAGCACGUAGAGAAAGGCCAGCAAAUAUACGUGUCUGGUCGUCUGAUUUCAGAUUCAGUUGAAAAUGAUGAUGGGAAGCUGCAGACCUACUACAAGGUGGUUGUCCAGCAGCUGAAUUUUAUAGAGAGGAGCUCUCCGACAGGAUUAUAUGACCGAGGCUUUAAUAACAUGGAAGCUGGUAGAAAGUUUGGUAAUAACACUGCAAAUGACAUGGGUUCCACAGAAGAACGGUGGCAAGCAUUUUUUGCUAGUCCGUUGGAGUGGUGGGAUAACAGGAAGGACAAGAGGAACCCAAAAUAUCCUGAUUUCAAGCACAAAGACACUGGAGAAGCUUUGUGGGUUGAAGGCAGGUACAAUCCAUCCUGGGUGAAGUCACAAUUAGCUAUAUUGGAUGAAAGAAUGGGGUCUCUUCGUGAUCAGGACUCUAAGUUGCGUUUAAGUUCAAUGUCUGGUGAUGAUUUCUUGUCCUUGUCAUAGCUUGUAGUGUUUUUACCCCCAUUACUGGUGUCACUUAUGGUGGAAUUCCUGCUUAUCAAGUUAUUUUCCCUCUUUAUCUGAGGUAAUUUUUGAAAGAUCCAGAAUAGGCUUUGUAUUUAUAUUAUGUGAUGUAGAAAUAUAUUGACUAUGAGUUGUAAGUUUAGUUGUGGCUUUUGAACCAUUUAGAACCGUAAUCAACAUGCUUGUCAUUAUAAAAA
This is a messenger RNA of Populus nigra (black poplar), 1364 nucleotides long. RefSeq names its product protein OSB2, chloroplastic-like. The record is from RefSeq and is a predicted model, not a curated record. The transcript has 5 exons. Bases 268 to 1146 code for a protein of 292 amino acids. Gene Ontology annotation, biological process: mitochondrial DNA replication; positive regulation of helicase activity. Gene Ontology annotation, molecular function: single-stranded DNA binding. NCBI's taxonomy places the organism in Eukaryota, Viridiplantae, Streptophyta, Magnoliopsida, Malpighiales, Salicaceae. Gene Ontology annotation, cellular component: mitochondrial nucleoid.